CGCUUUGCGAGCGGCCGCUACCGUAUUCUCUGCGCGACUGAUGCAGCGGGUAUGGGUUGCAAUGUCGCCGACAUCCGCUACAUCGUCAUCUUAAACUGCCCGCGCUCGUUGUCGGUCGUGGCGCAGCGCUGGGGCCGGGCUGGCCGUGACAGAACAACGCAAGCCGUCUGCUUGCUGUUAGUC
This is a messenger RNA of Fomitopsis serialis, 183 nucleotides long. Its product is annotated as P-loop containing nucleoside triphosphate hydrolase protein. Gene Ontology annotation, cellular component: cytoplasm; chromosome. The record is from RefSeq and is a predicted model, not a curated record. The transcript has a single exon. NCBI's taxonomy places the organism in Eukaryota, Fungi, Basidiomycota, Agaricomycetes, Polyporales, Fomitopsidaceae. Gene Ontology annotation, biological process: DNA recombination; DNA repair. Gene Ontology annotation, molecular function: 3'-5' DNA helicase activity; four-way junction helicase activity. The annotation marks the transcript as partial.